Gymnogyps californianus (California condor) is the source of this 3288-nucleotide messenger RNA. It is a transcript of the gene PDE10A, whose product is annotated as phosphodiesterase 10A. Gene Ontology annotation, biological process: negative regulation of receptor guanylyl cyclase signaling pathway; signal transduction. Gene Ontology annotation, molecular function: protein binding; 3',5'-cGMP-stimulated cyclic-nucleotide phosphodiesterase activity. Bases 80 to 3250 code for a protein of 1056 amino acids. NCBI's taxonomy places the organism in Eukaryota, Metazoa, Chordata, Aves, Accipitriformes, Cathartidae. The transcript is spliced from 23 exons. The record is from RefSeq and is a predicted model, not a curated record.
ACCUGAGGAGCGCGGUUCCCUCCGCCCCAUCCAGACGUCCUGCCUUAAACUACCGCGAAAGGGAGGGAAGAGCGGAAGCAUGUCCAACCCGGAGAAGCGGAUCUUAUCCCGCCCCUCGGCCCCCCUGGCUGCAGCACCCGGGGAAAAGCCCGGCUCCGGCAACCGCCCGCUCCACUCCCAUGGCCAGAGCGGCGGAGGUGGAGGCAGCGGCGGGUCUCCUCCUCCUCCCCCCGCUCCUGGAGGCGGCUCGGCUGCCUGCAGCUCCCUGUCUCUCCUCCUAACAACCACCAGCAGCAGCAGGAGCCGCGCUGCAGGGACAGCCUCCUCCGCCGCCUCCGCCAGCAUCGUCCCCAGAGCGGCAGCGGCUCCUUUCCUCGCUCCAAUCCCCUCCUUUUCCUCCGCUUCUCCAUCUUCUUUCUACUUCUUGCCGCCGCCUCCUCGUUUCCCCUCCUCGUCUUCCUUUAACCUCACAAGUCUCCAAGGGAGGGAAGGAGGAGGAGAGGCAGCGAGAGCGGCAGGAGGAGGAGGAAGAGAUGUUGGCGGCGGAGCAGCAGCAGCAGCAGCUCACUUGAUCGCCCAUCCAGGCGGCAGCGGCAGGAGGAGACUCUUCUGUUCUUCCUCCAUCCAGGGCUUGCUGCUCCGUUCCGCAGCCGGCGGCCCCCGGCAGCACCACUCCCGGCUCCUCCUCUCCCCAGCCGCCUCUCGCCCGUGGUCCUGCAAUUCCCUCGGUGCUGCAGGAGCAGCAGCAGCCCGCGGCGACGGGAUCCGAGGAGGCGACGGCCCCGGCGGGAGCAGGACUCCUAGGCGGCAGCAGCGGCAGAGAGGCGCCUUCUUCUCCUUCUCGUCUCCCCUGCUCCUAGGGCCAGACAUGGAAGAUGGAUCUAAUUCUGCAAGCUGCUUUAGGAGGUUUACGGACUGUUUCUUGAACACAAGUUUAACAGAUGAAAAAGUGAAGGCCUAUCUUUCUCUUCACCCCCAGGUACUGGAUGAGUUUGUGUCAGAAAGUGUAAGUGCGGAAACUGUGGAGAAAUGGCUAAAAAGGAAAAAUAACAGACAGGAAGAUGAAUCGACUCCUAAAGAAGUCAGCAGGUACCAGGAUACAAACAUGCAAGGUGUAGUGUACGAGUUGAACAGCUACAUAGAACAGCGCCUGGAUACAGGAGGAGAUAACCAAUUACUUCUGUAUGAACUGAGCAGCAUCAUUAAAAUAGCUACAAAAGCUGAUGGAUUUGCACUAUAUUUCCUGGGAGAAUGCAAUAAUAGUCUGUGUGUAUUUACACCACCAGGAGCUAAAGAAGGACAACCACGGCUCAUUCCUGCAGGGCCCAUUGCACAUGGCACUACAGUAUCUGCUUAUGUAGCCAGAUCCAGAAAAACGUUGUUAGUAGAAGAUAUUCUGGGGGAUGAGCGAUUUCCCAAAGGUACUGGACUGGAAUCAGGGACUCGUAUCCAAUCUGUUCUGUGUUUGCCAAUUGUCACUGCAAUCGGUGAUCUGAUUGGUAUCCUGGAGCUUUACCGUCACUGGGGCAAAGAAGCCUUCCACCUUAGUCACCAAGAGGUUGCAACAGCAAAUCUUGCAUGGGCUUCAGUAGCAAUACAUCAAGUACAAGUGUGCCGGGGCCUUGCCAAGCAGACUGAACUGAAUGACUUCUUGCUUGAUGUAUCGAAAACGUAUUUUGAUAAUAUAGUUGCAAUAGAUUCUCUACUUGAACAUAUAAUGAUAUAUGCAAAAAACCUGGUGAAUGCAGAUAGGUGUGCACUCUUCCAGGUUGACCACAAAAAUAAGGAGCUGUAUUCAGACCUUUUUGAUAUUGGAGAAGAAAAUGAUGGGAAACCUGUCUUCAAGAAGACCAAAGAAAUAAGAUUUUCUAUAGAAAAAGGAAUAGCUGGUCAAGUGGCAAGAACAGGAGAAGUCCUUAACAUCCCUGAUGCCUAUGCAGAUCCACGCUUUAACAGAGAAGUAGACCUCUACACAGGCUACACAACCAGAAAUAUCCUGUGCAUGCCUAUUGUAAGCCGAGGAAGUGUAAUAGGUGUUGUGCAGAUGGUGAACAAAAUAAGUGGAAGUGCCUUCUCUAAAACUGAUGAGAACAACUUUAAAAUGUUUGCAGUCUUUUGUGCUUUAGCCUUACACUGUGCUAAUAUGUACCACAGAAUUCGCCAUUCAGAGUGUAUUUACCGUGUAACGAUGGAGAAGCUAUCCUACCACAGUGUUUGUACAGCAGAAGAGUGGCAAAACCUCAUGCACUGUACACUGCCUCCCCAUAUUUAUAAAGAAAUUGAACUGUACCACUUUGAUAUCAGUCCGUAUGAGGAUGUCUGGCCUGCCAUUUUUGUCUACAUGGUUCACCAGUCCUGUGGGACAGCCUGCUUUGAACUUGAAAAGCUAUGCCGAUUUACUAUGUCUGUGAAGAAGAAUUAUCGCCGUGUGCCCUACCACAACUGGAAGCAUGCAGUUACCGUUGCACAUUGCAUGUAUGCCAUACUUCAGAACAACCAGGGGCUUUUCACUGAUCUAGAGCGAAAAGGUCUUUUAGUUGCAUGCCUGUGUCAUGACCUGGAUCACAGAGGUUACAGCAACAGCUAUCUUCAGAAAUUUGAUCACCCCUUAGCUGCUCUCUAUUCCACAUCAACAAUGGAACAGCACCACUUCUCGCAGACUGUGUCCAUCCUGCAGCUGGAAGGGCACAAUGUCUUCUCCAAUCUGAGCUCCAGCGAAUAUGAGCAAGUACUUGAGAUCAUCCGGAAAGCCAUCAUUGCCACAGACCUUGCCCUGUAUUUUGGAAAUAGAAAACAGCUUGAAGAGCUGCAUCAGACAGGAGCAUUAAACCUUAAGAACCAAGCACACAGAGAUAGAGUGAUUGGUCUGAUGAUGACGGCUUGUGAUUUGUGUUCUGUAACAAAGCUGUGGCCAGUUACCAGACUGACGGCCAAUGACAUAUAUGCGGAGUUCUGGGCUGAGGGUGAUGAAAUGAAGAAAACGGGUAUUCAACCUAUUCCUAUGAUGGACAGAGACAAGAAAGAUGAAGUCCCUCAGGGUCAGAUUGGGUUCUACAAUGCUGUAGCCAUCCCAUGUUACACCACACUUGCGCAGAUCUUUCCUCCAACUGGGCCACUACUCCGAGCAUGCAGGGACAAUCUCAACCAAUGGGAGAAAGUAACAAGAGGUGAGGAAGCCUCUAUAUGGAUUCCCUCGCAGUCCCUUGCUCCUGGGACCUCAGAUUCACUUCCUGUGAAGAUCGAUGACUGAACAGCAGCAACAGAUUGCUUUAACCUGUAAAGCAUCCC